CGGGGCACAGCCCGGCCCCGCGCUCACCCUGCUGCCACGGAGGAUGCUGAGCAGCCAUGGUCCCCUCUGCCACCGCCCUGGCGCUCAGCCUGGCGCUGCUCCUUGCCUGCCCCGCGCACGGUGAGGAGCUGGCCAGGCCCCGCUCCGUGCGCAUCACCACAGAGAAGGGCUGGCCCCUGCUGAGGUGGGAGCCGGGGCUCGGCUGCCCCAGCGACGCCCGCUACGACGUGGAGUACAUAGUCUACGGCACCGGCAUCCCCUGGAGAGCCAUCCCAGAGUGCAGCAACACCUCGGAGCGCUCCUGUGACCUCACCCGCUACACCCCGGAGCCGGAGCAGCGCUACCACGCGCGGGUCAGGGCCGUGACCAAAAACCUCACAUCCUCCUGGGAAAGGACCGGCGGCUUCUCCCCACAGCAAGCUGGCCCGCGCCUGGUGGGCCAGAGCCUCUCCGUGAUGGGCAACUCCAUCCAGGUGCGGCUGCAGCUGCUGCUCCAGCCCGGGAACGUCAGCCUGGAGUACAGCGACUUCCAGAGGGCAAUGACCCGCUACCACGUGCACCUCAGGAGGACACGGGACAACCACACGAUCACGGUGGUGAAGAACAGCAGCGAGUUCACCAUCAGGGAGCUGUUCUGGCUCACAGAGUACUGCCUGAGCGUGGAGCCCAGCCUGGCCAACAGGGCCGUGCCCACCACGCGCUCUGCUGAGCAGUGUGUCACCACCGGCCACAGGGACAGGAGUGCAGAGAUCCUCCCGACCAUCCUCAGCUCUUCCUUCAUCAUCCUCUCCUUGCUGGGCCUCCUGGGGGCUCUGCUGCUGGCACGGACCUACAUCAGGAAACCUGUGAGGACACCGUCCGCCCUGAAGUCCUUCAUGAAGCAGAGCUCGCUCUGGGUGGAGCACGAGCCCCCAUCCUCGGGCAGCCUGGAUGCAGACCCCAUCCAGCAGCUCUUCCUGGGCCAGAAGGAGCCCCAGCCGGACAGCAGCCCUGGCAGCAGCCCCAGCGCAGCCCAGCUGCCCCUGGAGCAGGGCUGGAAGCUCCCAGCAUGGCCCAAGGACCAGCUGGGCCCACUGGGGCCCACGGGGAGCAGAGACAGCAGCGGCACCAGCACCGACAGCGGCAUCUGCCUGCACAUCCCCUCCUCCUCCUCCUCCUCCCUGAGCUGCUCCACGGGCCCCGAGCCCCAGGGCUACAGACAGCAGCUGCCCAAGGCUGAGGACAGCGGGGUGGGCUUGGAGAGCCCCUGCCCUGCUGCUGGCUGCUCCUCUGGCAGUGGGAGCACCAGCCCAGGGCUGUGCCCUGCCCCUGGCCAGGCAGAAGUGGAGUUCCGGGGGUACCUGCAGCAGUCCAAGGGCACCGUGGAGCCAGAGCGGGCCCCGGAGCAGGGAGAGCCCCUCCCGGGCUGUGCAGGGUCCAUGCAGGGCCGGGGCAGCACCGAGGUCGUGCUGGACAUGGAGUGCUCCGAGCUGGCUGUGGCCAAGGGGUAUUUGAAGCAGUCCUCCCCCGAGCAUCCCCUCACACAGCACCUCGCUCCCUGGGGAGACCCUGCCUGCCACUUCUCCAGCCAGGUGGGGCCCCAAGCGCCCACCCUGCUGAGCUGGGCAGCCCCAGGUGCUCCACUGACCUCCAAAGCCAGCCCUGAUCUGAAAACUCCCUUCGACCUGAACAUCUUCAGCAACACUGCCUUCCCAGGGCCACUGGACCUCAUGUCCAGCCUCGGCUCCAGCUGGAUCCCACUGCCCACCCAGCCCCUGGGCCAGCUCGGGGGGGACAGCAAGGACAGCCGCCUGUGACCCGUCCCCUGGGGCCACCAGCCCUGCGCUCUGACCCAACUACCUCAUCUGCCACUGGAUAAGCUACUCCUGACCCCUGAAUGUCCACGGUGCCAGCCCAGCCAUGGCCCAGCAGCACCAGCUCAGCCACUGGUGGGGCUGCUUUGUCCCAGUCCUGCUGUGGGCAGCCCCCAGGGCACCCCUCCAGCCCCCCCAGCUAACGGGACACAGGGAUGGGCUGUGCUGGAGGGGCUCACACCGACCUGCUUGGGCCACCAAGGAUACACUCCAGGGCACUUCUGCCUUGCCCAGCACGGGCUGCAGGGCCACCCUCGGGGCCUGGGCUAGUCCUGUGCUUCCACUUCCCCCUCUCCUGGGCCAGCUGGGCUCCUCCUGCUGACGUCCCCACUCCUGGUGCCAUCCCAGCCUUUCGCAACACAGAGACUGAGGGCAGAGGUCAGGCUGGCAUCAGUGCCCUGCUGCUGGCAGCAUGGGCUCCUGCCCUGCCUGACCCCACCUGGAUGGACCAGGAGCCUUUCCUGACCCUACAGAGACCCUUCAGCCUCCAGCCCCUCUGGGGGAGCCCCAGGGCAGGAUCUGGGGUGCACCUACAGGCCCAGGGUGAGCCAGGGCAGUCCUACCCACACUAUGGUCUGUGUUCUGCCACUCUCAGAUACAGACGUUAUUUAUUGCAUUUCAUUUGUAAAUACAGAAAGGAUGUGUUAUUUA
This is a messenger RNA of Haemorhous mexicanus (house finch), 2504 nucleotides long. RefSeq names its product interleukin 10 receptor subunit alpha (gene IL10RA). The record is from RefSeq and is a predicted model, not a curated record. NCBI's taxonomy places the organism in Eukaryota, Metazoa, Chordata, Aves, Passeriformes, Fringillidae. The coding region runs from base 57 to 1796 and encodes 579 amino acids. The transcript is spliced from 7 exons. Gene Ontology annotation, molecular function: protein binding.